AUGUGGACAUGUCCAAAGAAGGGGUUGACGAUGUGAAGACCGAGGAUGAUAAAUGUCCCGUUGUUACUGUGGACUCAAACAGUGAAGAAGAUCCUGACUGCUAUAUAACUGGAGUGGAGAUGAAGAACAACAAAGUCAGAUUAAUCUCGUGAGACACUGCUUUGAUCAUAUUAAUUUUCUAUUCAAAUUGUCUAUCUAAGGGAAAUCAAAUAGGUAAGCCUAGGAGUUAAAGUCCUCUGUGAAUUGGCCAUAACCUGUCAGCAUUAUCUACUACUUUUCCUAUUUAGGAGUCCUCUGCUACACUAAGGGGUGUUGCCCAGGUGCCAAACUAUAGUGCUAAAUUUACUGGAAUGAAUCUGAAAUAACUUGUUUCUAUAUCAGCUCCUUGAAUCCUGUAGGAAUGUGAAUUGGUCAUUUCUGUUUCCCACACGAAGACAAAAUAAUGCUGUCAAGUGGGAAAAAGUUUUUCUGGCUACUUCUGAUUUAUAUCUGUUGAUUAUUUUUGCAGCAUGCAAGCCACCAAGCCUGACACCAAUGUGUGAAGUCAGCAGUUGCAAUCAGCUGAAAUUCUAGAUCUGAAUAAUGCAUUGUAUAAAGCUAUCUAUUGGAAAUGAUCGGUUUUGUUAUUUAUAUUUUUGAAGUUAGGUCUGUUGAGGUAUGAUUUACAUACAGAAAAACUCACCCUUUUUAGGUAUAUAUAUAGUUUGAUGAGUUGACAAACGUAUAUGGUAUGUAUAUGGACUAGGUACUGUAAACCAUCACCACAAAGAUGCAGAAUUUCCAUCAUUGCCAUUUACAUUUUGAAUGGUAUGUCAUAGAUCCUUAGAAAUAUCCUGAUUUUCAAUAUUAUAUGCUAUAGAGCCCUUGAUUGAAAAUAAAUUUAAGUAUAUCCAAUUGGUUUCUUCCUGUCUCCACUAGAUAGAUGUUGAACAAAUAUGUAAAGAAAAUCCAUUUCGAGGUGUCUUCCUGGAGUGCCCACAGAUCUUGAUCCAGUUCUGGGGCCUUCUAUCUGUGGGAUACUGUAGGAAGGGUGGAUUUGGGGAAGAAGGUGAUGUGUUCAGUUUUGGGUAUGCUGAGAUUGAGGGGCCUACAGGCAGGGCUGAUAUUAAAAGCAUUUAACAACCAAGAGAUACAGACAGGGAUUAGUCAGGAUGGCUGCCUGACUGGUUCAAACAGACACCACCAAUAAACAUUUGGUGAGGCUGUACCUGUGUAGACUGACUAAAAAUUGACCCUACCCAUAGGACAUCCAGGUAGGACAUUGGCACUAUGGAGCCAGAAGUCAGAAGCAAAGUUGGGCUGGUGGGUAGAUAAUGUUUACCCAAUCCUUAGGGAUUGAUUGGCUUGGCAUGAAAGGGAUAUGGAUAAAACCUGGGGACAAGCGAGGAAGGGAAAUGAGUGAGAAGGAGUGGGCAAACAGGUGAGAAGAGAACCAAAAUCAAAUAGUGUCCCAGGAAUCAAGAAUUUUAAGGAUGGAAUGAAUGGUGAACAAGAGAACAAAGGUCUAUAAACUUGGCAGCUUAAAAGUGGUGAAUAUGAAGGAAAUGGAUGAAUAGAUUUGUGUCUGUAACGAGGGCAGACAAGUUCUCUAGCAGCGUUUUAGGUAGUUUUCUCUCUCAUCAUAAAGGUAUAUCACACUUAUACACUGUGUAGGAAAUAAAGGUGGUGAAUUUCAGCCUUCUGGAACAUGUGACCCAAAUACCUGGGACAGCUGAGAAUGACAGUCCCAGAGGUGUGCCCACAACACCCGCAUCCUGGGUGUCACAGGGAUACUGCUCACUUAGAGAGGUGGUGCUGGCUUUGGGCUGCAAAGAGUAGCACCCGGGAGAAACCUCCCCACCGAGGCUGCCUCUCUGCAUCUGUGGUAGGGGGAAUCUCAACGUGGAUAAAGAGAAAUGGCAAUUAACUAGACUUUUCCUUAAUCAUUUUCCCCUCACACCAAAACCAUUUGAACACACACCCUCUGACAGCCCACUUCAACUCUCAAUACUAGACAGAUUCCUCCCUUUGAAAGGAUUCAGACAGAUGGAAGGGUUUGGUAGGAAGGUAGGAAAGAUGGAAAAUCAGGAACAAUGAUUGAGUAGUUCCAGAGGAGGGGAACAGAGUUACUUUGGGAAACCAACAAAAUCAUUUCAAAGUGAUUUUGCUCACUGGACAAAAGUAUAAUAGAAAAUGCAAUGAAAAGAAGAAUGUUGCUUUCAUGCUUUUGUUUUUCUCCAUCCCAUCACUCAGCUACGUGGUGAUUGACUCAGACUCUGAUAAUGAAGACGUCCCUGUGAAAAAGAAACCUAAGAUAGGUGAAAUGAGACGCAAAGGUGAGAGUCAGGAAGUGUCUGAUACUAAGAAGCAGCUAACCGAGGAGCCUCCAAUAGUUAUCAGUGAUGAUGAUGAUGAUUUGGAGAAACCUGCGGUGAUAGAUAAUUCGUGUGAUCAGGACAAAACUGCCAAAAUUGAGGAAAAGGAUGAGUGUGCCGUCCUCCAGCACAAGUUCUCUUCUGCAGCUGGUAAUCAGAGUCUUCAGAAAAAUCUCUGCCAGCUGCCAAAUGAUGAUCCUAAAGAUAAACUAGAGAUUUUAGACGGAAAGUUGUCAACUAAUGAAGAUCCUAUACCUGUGGUGGAACAACCACGGAAAAGGAAAAAUAAAACCAAAAACAUAACUGUGCCACCUGCUGUUAAAGAACGGAAGACGCGUAAGCCUUCAAAGAAGAAACCCAAGACAGUGAAAUCUGAAAAACCGGAGCCUGGGAAUUCUCAGUGCAAAAUACCUGGAUGUUUCUUACAUGGCCUUGAAAACUUAAAGGAGUAUUCUGGAAGGAAUUACAAACGCAAUAAGGAUGAACUGAUUCAGAAAAUCUAUGCUCUGCUUAACAGAUCUGUCUUUGAUCAAAAGUUGCCGGAGAAAAUCGACAUUGUCUGGAAUAAUAAGAUGCUGAGAACUGCUGGCUUAUGCACCACUAGCAAGCUUCGAUACCCUAAGAGAGAGCGUUAUGCUAAGAUUCAGAUUUCUCUGAAAGUCUGCGACUCUGCAGACCGACUCCGAGACACUUUGAUCCAUGAGUUAUGCCAUGCAGCCUCCUGGCUGCUCGAUGGCAUCUGUGAUUCUCAUGGUGACAUGUGGAGAUAUUAUGCCCGAAAAUCAAAUAUGGUGCACCCGGAGUUGCCCAAGGUCACCCGUUGCCAUAACUACAAGAUUAACUACAAGAUUCAUUACGAGUGUACUCAGUGCAAAUACAGGGUCGGGCGCUAUAGCAAAUCAUUGGAUACCUCCCGCCUCAUCUGUGCCAAGUGCAAGGGCUCUCUGGUCAUGUUGCCACUAACUCGGAAAGAUGGAACCCCCAUUAAGCCCCACGUGAGGCCAUUUGCCAAAUUUGUACAGGAGAAUUACAGAAAGGUCAAGAGGGAGACAGAAGGGAUAACUCAUGGGGAUGUGAUGAGAAAGCUCAGCAAGGAUUUUUUUGCCAAGAAACAAAGUCAGGGUAUUUGACGUUAUCUGAGAAGGUAUUUGUGUAAGAUGAGUCAUCUUUGGCUUCAUCUAUUAGUAAGGAGUUUUAAGAAGAUAUAUUUGAUGCUGUGAAACUAUGAAUAUUAGAAUUUAAAUUCUUUGAAAAACGCUUCCUGUUGUUAAUGAUGAUUGUGCUUCACCAAGGGUUCUGUUGCUAACCAUUUUGUGCUGAUACUCAAGAGCCCUUUGGAUCUACCUUGGGUCUUAUAUACUAUUCUUAACAUGUAGAACAAAAUGCAAACUUGUAGAACAAAAUGCAAAACAUGUAGAACGAAAUGCAAAAGAGAAAUAAGUUUUUGAGAGUGGCAGGUUGAGAGGAGAGACAUGCUGCAAAGAGAACAUGUUUUAAAGUCAGUAUUUCAAAACCAAGGCUUCUGUCUGAUGGAACGUGUUACACCUACAUAGAAAUAAGAGAAAUGUGCUUCACGAAUUGAGUUGCUCUUGACAUUGUAUGAAGUCAUCUGAACCAAUGUAUUUGUUCCUAAAAUAAAGAAGAAGCCACCUAAGCAGUGUAAUUGUUCAUGGAAUAAAAAUAAAUGUUUUUUUGCUGUUUA
Molecule: messenger RNA, 4056 nt
Organism: Bubalus bubalis (water buffalo)
Lineage: Eukaryota; Metazoa; Chordata; Mammalia; Artiodactyla; Bovidae
Gene: GCNA
Product: germ cell nuclear acidic peptidase
Exons: 10
Coding region: 2201-3484 (427 amino acids)
Cellular component (GO): nucleus
Source: RefSeq, a predicted model, not a curated record